Messenger RNA from Otolemur garnettii (small-eared galago), 801 nucleotides. Its product is annotated as pinin-like. The record is from RefSeq and is a predicted model, not a curated record. Bases 1 to 801 code for a protein of 266 amino acids. NCBI's taxonomy places the organism in Eukaryota, Metazoa, Chordata, Mammalia, Primates, Galagidae. Gene Ontology annotation, cellular component: catalytic step 2 spliceosome. The transcript has 3 exons.
AUGGCGGUCGCAGUGAGAACUUUGCAGGAGCAGCUAGAAAAGGCCAAAGAGAGCCUAAAGAACGUGGAUGAGAAUAUUCGCAAGCUCACCGGGCGGGAUCCGAAUGACCCAGAGAUGGAAUUUGAAAUAGAGCCAGAUAAAGAAUGUAAAUCUCUGUCUCCUGGCAAAGACAAUGUUAGUGUUCUAGAUUUGGAAAAAGAGUCUGAGGAAAAAGAAGAAAAAGAAUCUGAGCCCCAACCUGAGCCUCUGGCUCAGCCUCAGCUCUUGCCUCCACCUCAGUCUCAACCUCAGGCUCAGCCCCAGCCUCAGUCUCAUUCCCAUCCUCCUCAGUCCCAGUCCCAGCCAGUACUGCAGCCCCAGCUUUCUUCUCAGCCUGAGACUGUGCCAUUAGCCGUUCCACAGCCACCGCCCCAGGUGAUGCAGGAGGAAGGGCAUUCACUACCUGAGAGGAAGGAGUUUCCUGGAGAGUCUGUAAAACUCCCUGAGGUGCCAGUAGAGCCGGUCUUGACAGUACAUGCAGAAAGCAAGAACAAAACCAAAACUAGGAGCAGAAGUAGAGGCCGGGCUAGAAAUAAAACAAGCAAGAGUAGAAGUCGGAGCAGUAGCAGCAGCAGUUCUAGCAGCAGCUCUACCAGUAGCAGCAGCGGAAGCAGCUCCAGCAGUGGCAGUAGUAGCAGUCGGAGGCCGGACUGUGGGCCCCGGAACAAGUCAGCUGCUAAGCAGGAGUGGCAGCAGCGGCAAAAACACCCGGUGGGCGGGAUAAAUGUCCUAGGCAGGCUGCAUGUGGCCCACGGGCCGUAG